Molecule: messenger RNA, 519 nt
Organism: Psylliodes chrysocephalus
Lineage: Eukaryota; Metazoa; Arthropoda; Insecta; Coleoptera; Chrysomelidae
Source: the annotation of a GenBank genome assembly
AUGUUUAACCACCUACCCUUGGAAAUUAGACAAACAAAUUCUUUAAAGAAGUUGCGCAGACUUACCAAGGAAACUGUUGCUUUCAAAAGCCUAUUAUCAGGUGUCUAUCAAGUUGGACUGGCUGCAUCCUACAUGCAGGACAAGUUUCAGAGAGACGAUGGUGAAACUAUUCAUGUAGAUGAGCAUUUUAAUGAACAUGGGUUUAUUAGAAUGCGCAUUUUUUUACGAUAUACCAGGCUCUCCAAACACCAGCUUUGGAUUGCUUUUAACCCUAAUAUCCAUAUUGAAGAGGAGGAUGAGCCAAUAUUGGGUUAUUACUGCACGUGCAAAACGGGGGCAAGAACUUUGGGCACUUGUGCACAUGUGGCAAGUGUGCUAUGGUUUUUGGGCUUUGCACGCCAUGAACCAAAUGUCAAAUACCCAUGGACGACAUUAUUGGAUGUAGUUAUGGAUGCCUCCAACAGACCUGCACAAAUUAAUAUGAAUCAAGCACCACCUCUUCACAUUAUUGAUAUUUAA